AUUGGCGGACGCACCGCGCAGACCCGGAGGUGGAGCUUCCGUACGGGCAGGGGCGGGUAGGGGCUGCGGGCAGGCGCUUCCCUCGGGGGCGGGAAAUCCCCGGAAUUCCGGAACAUUCCCCACCCCGCCCCGGAAUCGCCGCCAUGGCUCCGUCGCGCAGCCGCUCCUCCACCCAAAUCCCGCCGUGCAUCCCCAAGCGCCAACUCCCGCCGGGAUACUCGGACUCCCUCCUCUUCCUCUGCGCCCGCCGCAUCGUCGCCCACCACCCCCUGCCCAUCCUGCCCGCGCUGCCCGCCCACCUCUACCCCAUCCUCUUCCAAGCGGCGUUCCUGGACGGCAGACCCCUGGUGCUGCGGGAUUUGGUGGCCGCUUGGCCUUUCCCGGUGCUCAACUUCCAGCGGCUGGUGGGGCGCCGGGAGCUGCUGCGGGACCAUCCCUGCAAGCUCUGCGUCCAGGCCGUCAUCCUGGCCGUGGUGGCGCAGCUCCGGCGGCAGCUGGAGGAGCCCGGACACGACGCCAGCGGGUGCCGCCUACGCGUGCUGGACGUGACGGGAGUUCCGGACGAUCCGGCCGGCCGUGCUCCGGACGGGAUGAGCGUCUGGUCGGGCACGGUGGCUUUGGCCAAGGCUUGCGUGGAGGUGUCCAAGCACCAGCGGGAAUUCCAGAGGCGCGGAUCCAAGCGGCACAAAGGUCGCUCCGGAGCCGCCACGGCCGCGGCCGCUCCGCAGCCCCCGGGCGUGGACGUCCACGCCGACCUGUUUGUCAACGGAACGUCCUACGGGAUCCUGCGCGACGCGCUCCAGACCGGAGCCGCCGGCCCGCUGCGCCUCAAGUGCCGCGAGUUCCAAGCGGAAAAGCUCUCCCUGGCCGGAAUCGUGGGCCUGCUGGAAACUCUGGAUCCUUCCUGCGUGCGGAGGGUGGAUCUGCGCUUCCGGAAUUUGGGAUUGACGGGGCUCUCGGUGAUCCUGCCGCACCUCUCGCGCUUCCCGGAGCUGCGCAGCCUCAAGCUCCAGUACAGCAACGUGGACGUGCGGCGCCCGACGCCGGAAUCGGCCAUCGGGAUCCGGUGCCUGGCCGGGCAGCUGGGAAUGCUGCCCAGCCUCCGCGAGCUCAACCUGGGAUCCUCCCGGCUCUCCGGGAAUCUGCGCCAGAUCCUCUGCGACCUCCAGGCUCCGUUGGAAAGCUUGGAAUUGGCCUUCUGCUCCCUGGUUCCCGCCGACCUGGCCUUCCUCUCCCAAAGCUUCCACGCUCCGGCCCUCAAAAGGUUGGAUCUCAGCGGCCACGACUUCUCCCAGGGCCUCCUGGAGCCGCUGCGGCUGCUCCUGGAGGAAACCUCGGCCUCGCUGCUGCACCUGGAUCUCAUGGAAUGCCGCAUGGCCGACUCCCACCUGGACGCGCUGCUGCCGACGCUGCGGCGCUGCUCCCGCCUGCGCUUCCUGGGACUCUACGGCAAUUCCCUGUCCACGGCCGCGCUCAAGGAUCUGCUCCAGAAAACCUUGGAGCUGCCCGACCUCCACCUGGUGGUCUAUCCUUUCCCCGUGGAUUGCUACAAGCCGGAGCCGCCGCGCCGGGUGCCGGGAUCCCGACGGAUUUACGAGGAGCCCAUGGACGGCGAACGUUUGGCGGCGGCCACGGCGGAGAUUUCCCAGCUGCUGGCAAAUUCCGGGAGAACCGACCUCGUCUGGACUUACAACCCCUACGGCCACGGAGCCCUGGACUACUUCUCCUUGUGAUUUGGGAAAAGCUCGGAGCCUCCAUGGUGGAAAAGCGCCGCCGCCUCCUUUUCCAAAAUCCGGGCGUUUCCCGCCUCCUCCCGGUGCUUUUCCGCCUCAUUCCAGUGGUUUUAUUCCCUUUAUUUCGGUGCUUUUCCAUCCGUUCUCA
Molecule: messenger RNA, 1881 nt
Organism: Haemorhous mexicanus (house finch)
Lineage: Eukaryota; Metazoa; Chordata; Aves; Passeriformes; Fringillidae
Product: leucine-rich repeat-containing protein 14-like
Exons: 4
Coding region: 144-1733 (529 amino acids)
Cellular component (GO): cytoplasm
Source: RefSeq, a predicted model, not a curated record